AUCUCAAUAGAUAUUUUAUCUAGCUUUAAUUAUUUAACAACAUCUACAAGUGCCGGACGAACUAUUCUUUCUUUAUUUUUAAAGCCUUUUUGAAACACAGCGAUUAGAUAGACCGAGCAUGCUAUAUAAGGAUCAUACACACGGUCUCUACUUAAUGUUUCCCCUACCUUCUUCUAUUAGAGAGAGAGAGAAAAAAUCAGAUAUUGUUUCUUCUCACUCGCCAUGUCGUCCAUUGCCUAGUAUAUGCUCGGUCUAUCUAUACUAUGUCUAUGGUGGAGUCCGUUUGGCCAUGUUGCUAUCAGUCACUCAUAGCAUUUGAACAGAGGAAAACCUCUAGGCAUCGGCUGUUGUGAAUGGCUGUGGUCAAUCGCAACGUGGUCAAACGGGAUGUUCCCGUUUCUGAUAGCAAUAUUGCUCGUAGUCUCGUGUGCUGUCGUGUGUGAUUUCGUGUAAUUUGUGUUAUGGUAAUAUUGAACGAAAAUAAGUGAUAAUACAUAAAGAUGAGCGACUCGGAAAUCGAUCAAAAUUUUUAUGACAGUGAUCAGGAUGUUUCCGAACAUCACUCGAAACUUGUUGAUGCUGUGGCGCAGCUCGACAAGAGACAAAGGGUAAAGAAAGCAGAACGAAGCGAGCCUAGUUUAGAGGUAUCGGAAUAUCACCUUGUGAAAAGUGGAGUUACCGACAAGGAUGCAGUAUGUGUAAAAGAUCUAAUCAAAUCAUUGGGAAAAAAGGAAAAUCAGAUCAAUGUUAUUAAGAGGCUUCGAUACAUUCAACAGAAAAAUAAAAUUCUUCCUAAACCAUUAGAGAAACCAGCGGCUGAAAGGAUAAAAAGGACAGUAGGCUUUGAGAAGGUACAAGAUGAAUUGAAAAAAUGGGAAAGUAUAGUAACAAAAAACAGGACAGCAGAAUGCCUAUCUUUUCCAUUAAAACGUUCAGCACCUAUAAAAGAUAAUGAUACCUCAAAGAUUCCAAAAUUCUUGAAAGGUUUCAAUAUAAAAUCGGACCUGAUGAAAAAAUUUGAAGAAGUAGAUCCAACAUUACUGAAUCCUCCUGCUGAGGAAGAGGAAAAGGUUGAUAAAUACAAAAUGACAAUGGAAGAAAUGCUUUUAAGAAGAAAGGAAGCCGCCAGAAUUAGAGCGCAACAGUCGUAUAAAGAGGCAAAAGCGCAUCGUCAGCGUAAGAUAAAGAGUAAAAAGUUUCACCGCAUCCAGAGAAAAGAUAAGCUUAAACAGCAGUUAAAAGAUUUUGAAAAGUUGAAAGAUACUAAUCCACAGGAAGCGCUGACAAAGUUGGAACAAUUGGACAAAACACGUGCUGAAGAAAGAAUGUCAUUAAGACAUAAAAACACAGGUCAAUGGGCUAAAAAUAAACAGAUUAGAGCCAAAUAUGAUAAAGAAACACGACAAGAACUUGCUGAACAAUUGGCUAUUAGCAGAGAAUUGACACAGAAAGUAAAGAGAACAGAUGAAGAAGACGAGGAAGAUGAGAAUGAUGAGAUAAACAUGAAAGAUAUAGAAGAUGAGGAAGAUGAAAUGCAAUUGGAAAAUGACAAAAACGAUGUAAAAACUGAAGGUGAAAUUGAUGAAUUUAUUAAACUUUGUCGGACGUACUAUGAUAAAAAAGAACAAAUGAAAGAAGAAAAAACAGACAAAAUUUCGGAUAAGAUUUUAUCAGCAGAAGAAAAAGAAACAGCAUGUCAUAAUGAGAAAAAUAAUAUUUCACAAAUAAAUAUAAGUGAUAGUGAAAUAAAAAAUAAAAAAUCUUGUGAUAAAAAGAAAAGUAAUAUUUCACAAGCAAGUAAUAAAAAAAGUAAAUUGCAUGGUAAACAGAAAAACAGUAUAUCACAAAAUACAAAUAAUAAAGAAAGCACAUCUGUAUGCAAUGAUGUAGAUGUUACAUCCAUACAGAAUAUUCAAAAGGAGACAACAAAAAAUAAACGAAAUGAGAAGAAAUCUAAAUCGCAAGGCGUGGAUGAAACAUUUGAUUCCAAAAACAAAAAGGAAAAGUCAAAGCGUAAACUAAAUUCGAAAAUGCAAAAAGUGAAAAAGAAAUUAAAAACAAACAAGACAGAGAAAUGCGAGGAAGAAAAGGAGAAGGAGAAGGAAAAUGAGGAUUUGCUGAAUCUCGAAUUCAAAAAUCCCAAACAGAAACCUAUUUUGGAUUUUCCAUUAGAAGAAACGACUUCUAGAGAAAAUGUGCAAAAGAAUAACGAUCUAACAAGUUUAAGAACAAUAGCGAAUACAGUACAAAAAACGCCUAUUAACCAUGAAGUGGAAAUAGACCCAAAAAAAUAUGUAAACAUUAAACCUAAACAUUUGAAAACACAACUGCCGGAUAUAAGUACAGCUGGAGAUGAAGAUAGCGAACAAGAAGAAGAGGAAAGACAUAAGAUAAUGAGUGAGGCAUUCGCGGAUGACGAUGUUGUCGAAGAAUUUAUAAAAGAACAAGAAGAAGAGAUGGAAAAGUCGCAACCACAGAAUAUUGAUCUAAGUCUACCCGGAUGGGGAAGUUGGGGUGGACCAAAUGUAAAGAAAAGUAAAAUAGCUCGUAAGAAGAGCCGAUUCAUACUGAAUAUUCCCAAGGUAGAAUUACGUAAACCUGAGAAUCAAGGAAAGGUCAUAGUAUUCGAGCAUGACAAUGAGAUUAAAAAACAUCUCGUGAAGGAGUUACCCUAUCCGUUCACCAAGGUCAAGGAUUUUGAGGCCAGCAUCAGAGCUCCCGUCAGCAAGAACUUUGUUCCAAUGAACGCUCACUUGCAGCUCAUUCGGCCGACAGUAAGUACCAAACUUGGACAAGUGAUCGAGCCGAUGGACGAGAAUGAGUUGGUGAAGAAUCAGCCAAUAGUGAAGAAACCACCAAAGCGACUUAUCAAUAAAAAGAAUAAAAAUAAGAAAAAUAGGAUCGUAAAAAACAAUAGCAAGAAGAAAGGUGUACAAAAUGUACAAAAUGUAUGAUAAAAUAAAUCCUACUUACUGAGCACUUAUUGCAUAAAA
Messenger RNA from Pogonomyrmex barbatus (red harvester ant), 2993 nucleotides. Its product is annotated as U3 small nucleolar RNA-associated protein 14 homolog A. Gene Ontology annotation, cellular component: small-subunit processome; nucleolus. Gene Ontology annotation, biological process: rRNA processing. The record is from RefSeq and is a predicted model, not a curated record. NCBI's taxonomy places the organism in Eukaryota, Metazoa, Arthropoda, Insecta, Hymenoptera, Formicidae.